CGAGACCCUGCGAGGCCGUGCUCCGCCGGCCCCGGCGUGCCCUCGCGCGCGCGGCUGCGGUCGCAUCGGCAUGCGGGGCGCGGGCCUGGCCGAGCGCACGCGAUGAGCGAGGAGGGGCAGGCGAAGCCUGACGUCGAGGGCAGGGAGGACGACGAGGAGCAGGAGGAGGACGAGGCAAGCCUCGACAAGAAGAAGGGCAAGAAAAGCAAGGCGAAGGGCAGCGCCGCGGCGCCCGGGGAGGAGGCGGCGGCCGCCGAGGGGGAGAAGGGCGAAGGAGACGGGAUCAGCAGCCAGGAGCAGCUGAUGCAGCUCCUGCGGCGCUCCCGCACCUGCGAGGAGUCCCGACGCCAGACCGAGAGGGCGCACCCCUUCUGGGACACGCAGCCCGUGCCCUCCAUGGCCUCGGAGUACUCGAAGGACGGGGGGCCGAUCGACGAGAUCAAGAAGCCCGAGGAGGUGCGCGACGAGCCGUACGCGCUGCCCGACCAGUUCGAGUGGUGCGAGGUCGACGUCGACGACGACGUUCAAGCGCAAGAGGUCUACGUUCUUUUGCGCGACAACUACGUCGAGGAUGACGACAGCAUGUUCCGCUUUGAUUAUUCGAUCGCAUUCUUGAGGUGGGCGCUGAAGCCGCCGGGCUACAUCAGGAAGUGGCACCUGGGCGUGCGGGUCAAGUCGCAGAGCUCCAGCGGGAAGCUGGUGGGCUUCAUCACGGGCAUACCCGCCAACAUCCAGGUGCACGACGCAACGGUCGCGAUGACGGAAAUCAACUUCUUGUGCGUCCACAAGAAGUUGCGGUCCAAGCGUCUCGCGCCGGUGCUGAUCAAAGAGAUCACGCGACGGGUGAACAAGGAGAAUGUCUGGCAAGCGGUCUACACCGCGGGCGUCGUGCUGCCGCGGCCCGUGAGCGAGUGCCGCUACUACCACCGGAACCUGAACCCGAAGAAGCUUAUCGAGGUGGGCUUCUCGCACCUCGGCAACCGCAUGACGAUGGCGAGAACCAUCAAGCUAUACAAGCUCCCGGAGUCAACGAAGGCCAUGCUGCGCUGGCCCCCCUGA
This is a messenger RNA of Prorocentrum cordatum, 1059 nucleotides long. NCBI's taxonomy places the organism in Eukaryota, Dinophyceae, Prorocentrales, Prorocentraceae. The record is from the annotation of a GenBank genome assembly.